GUCAUGUGAUACAGUAUGUCAUGUGAUUACCAAUGUUAUUGUGAAAAAGAAAGUACAAAAUGAUAAGAUUUAUGUUUAUGUGUAUUUUUCUUCGAGAGGUCAGCUGCAUGGACAGCCUACGGUUCCUGGCGGUUGGGGACUGGGGCGGGAUCCCUUUCUGGCCCUACGACACCCCUAUAGAGACUAAAGUAGCUAAACAGAUGGCCAAAGUCUCCGAGAUGUACCAAUCCAGUUUCAACCUCGCCCUAGGGGACAACUUCUACUCCAACGGGGUCACUGAUGUAGAUGACAAGAGGUUUAAGGAAACUUUUGAGGACGUAUAUCACUAUGAUUCCCUGAUGAAUCCCUGGUACAUCGUGGCCGGAAAUCAUGAUCAUUAUGGUAACGCUUCUGCCCAGAUAGCUUAUACCAAAAGGUCAGAGCGUUGGAACUUCCCAGACUACUACUACUCCCUAAAUUUCAAGAUCCCUGGAGGGGACGGGGUCGACAUUAUCAUGAUUGAUACAGUGCUACUGUGUGGUAACACCGACCAUGACAUUGUCGGAGAUCAACCACAUGGCCCCGAGAAUGUCAAGGUCGCCGAGGAUCAUUGGGCGUGGUUGGAUACACAGCUGAAGUCGUCUAAAGCCGAAUACCUGUUAGUUGCUGGUCAUUUUCCGGUCUACUCUAUAGCGGAACACGGACCUACAAAGUGUCUUACAAAUAGGCUUAAACCCAUGUUGAACAAAUAUAACGUGACUGCCUACUUCUGUGGACACGACCAUAACCUCCAGCAUAUAAGUAGCUCGGAGAGCGGGUGGACGGUCGACUACUUUGUUAGUGGGGCCGGAAAUAUCGUGGAAGACAACAAAAGUCACGAACGGGAUAUUCCCGCCGGAAGUCUCAAGUUUUUCUGGGCGAAGCUUAUUGAUCUCGGAGGCUUUGCCGUCGUGGAGGCUACGUCUAAGAAUAUGACAAUGAGCUUUGUAGAUGGCUUUGGCAGCACACUGUACUCUUACACGAUGUAUUCUAGAAAGAGUUGAAAGAGUAUUCUGAAUACCAGAGUACCUGUUGCUUCGAAUAUGAACUAUUUUCAGAAGUGUUCUUGUUUUCAGGUAACAUUCAAUACUAAUUAUUAUAAACACGUUAGAAUUGUGCCCCACUGGAACCUUUUUAUUGAUCAAUGACAGAUCUUCAUUGUCUGACCAUAAAUCAUUAUCCCACAAAACGGUGGGUAGACCUUUAUAAACUCAACAACAACAACAACAACAAGGGUUAGUGUAAGCCUUCAGAGCACAGUGGAUACAACACUGAACUGCAAUUUUAGCGACACCGGUUCGAACCCGGUCUCCGACUCGAUUUUUUUUUUUACAUUUUUGGAUUUGUUUUUACAAUUAUAAUAUCAAAGCGUAAAACAUUUUAUCAACAAUGAUAAUUGUCCUGAAAUUCGUUACAGAAAAACACUUUUUUGGCGCCAAUCUGGUACGUGUAUGUAUUUGCUGUUAUGUUAUGUAGUUAUCGUAUUCCAUAAAAUAAUCAAAGUGCUGAAAGCACUGAUGGACUAGGGCUUCAUUUUAGGGGAAUGUUGAUAACCAUGUUCUAAGCAUUAAACAAAUCGGCUCACAUCACAAGGGGUCACUGUUUAAUGGGCUAGCUUAAACUUUAGACUAAAACUGCUUGCAAGCUGCAAAGGAAAUUUUAAAAGUGUGGGUAGAGGGAGGGGGGUGGGGGCUAAAGUGUUUAAUCAGAUAAAGUCAUAGUUCUUUUGAAAAUCUCAAUGUCGUUAGAUCAGACCUAAACAAAUUAAUUUACGUGGUUGGCGUAUGUUAACCAAAGUACACAUACUUGUUUAAUUUGAUCAAAUCAUUUUAUAUCAAAGGUUUGUUAUUUGCAGUUUCAGAGAAGAUUUUCAAUGAUGUAAUUAUAUCCUAUAUAGAAAACCUGUCACCUCUUUUUCAGGGGAGCUUUAAACCACAGGGCCAUACUUUGGAUAAUAUUUGUAAAAGACAUCAAUAAAUGCAACAGUAGGCCAUUCUUGUAUUGUCCUCUGUCUCUGUCCUGAUAGCUCCCUAUCUCAACAGUUGCAAAUGGUUGUAGGUUCAUGAUUCUCCUGGUCAUUGGUCAUACAGAUGUUGAAUGUAGAAUCAAGAAGCUUUCAUUUCAGGCACUCCGAAUUGAAUAGAACUGUAACAUUUGGAGUGCCUAGAAUUUGUAAGAUUCCUAGGCAACAUGUAUCAGGUGUUGCAGUACAUUUACUUUACUACAAAUACUUUUACCCGUCCUUGUAAAUCUAAAAAAACUUUCAUUUCACAAAAGUAGUUCAUAUAUUAAACUAUAAUAAGGUUGCUAAAUCAGGGUUGAAUAAUUCUGAUAUCUAGAUGUGCCUUUAAUUGCAGCAAUUUAAUGUCCAACUCAUGAUGUCAAUUGAGCUGGUUAAGCAAUACUGCAUUUCCUUGGUGUGCAUUAUAUACUUGAAUAAACAAACAGUUUUUGCGUUGGAAAGUACAAUGUAUUGACAAUGUUACAUGCAAUUUUCUUGACCUGACUCCAUCCAAGCCUUAAAUCUUAGAUCAACAUGUACUUGGGGCUAUGUGUUUUAUCAAUGAGAACUAUAAAUUAUGUUCAAUUUAGUGCCACUUAUGAUAUAUCAUUCCGAAUACAAAAACACUAGCAUUUUCUUUAAAACCACUAGCAUUAAUAUCCUAUGUUAUGAUAAAACCAUUGCCAAGGUGGUAAUUUGAAAACACUAGAUAUUUUAUCUGGUCAGGGUUUGACAUAGUCUUUCUAGGCAGCUGGAGUUGUUUUGCAGUUACUUUGAAAAUCUUCAAAAGCUAAACUGAUCAAGACUGGAGCAAAAUCCUCACAAUACCGAAAGGGAUUUUAAAGACUUACGAGAUCAUUCUCAUAUCACCAAUACCAUUAGUUUUUAUCUACAAACUUAAGUCAACAUAAAAAUGUUUUACAUUAGUUUUGCAAUGAAUAAAACAUAUUGCAAUAGCAUAGCAAUCAAGGCUAAACAUGAGAUUUCAACAUUUUCCAGAUAAACAAUAAAUAAGUUUACUUAAUAUUUUCUCGAUACUUACACAAACUGGAAAAUGGUCUCUUUUUGAAUACUUCACAUAUUUCAUGGCUUUCAUCAUUCAAACUAACAUUUCGCUUGUUAUUUCGAUAUUCAAUGAUUUGGUAAACAUUCAUAAAUGAUGGUUAAAAUUAAGAUUCAUACUAAUCAUGCCUACCAAAAACACCUGACUGACCAAUGAGAAUCCAAUUUCGGCAGGGCUUAUUGGUGGUUCAGUGAAAUCAACCAUGACCUCCCACAAUCUGCACUGAUCAACAGUAAAUGCAUUGUUUCCAUUGUUCUUAUUAUCAUAAAGUUAGAAAACAACUGCAGUGAAUAAAAUUUAUUCCUUAUCACUGAGAGAAAGUUUAGAAUGAACGAAGCCGACGGUUACAUUUAGUGGGAUAUCAUAUCCUACAAAUGUAUUCAUCAUUUUAUGUAACCGUAUUUAGUAUAAAUGUUAAAGUUUUGAAAGUCUAAAAAGUUUCAAUUUUUGUAUAUUUUGUGCUUCAUUUAAUUUCAUUGAAAUUUGUUUUUCUUAGUGUUCAAUCCCAAGCAUACUUGUUCACAUUUAAGUGCAAGAAAAGACUCUAAAUUAUGAUCUGAAUAAAUUUUUAUAUUAAUGUUAGGUCACAUAAAAGAUAAACAAUGUAUUGUGCUUUUUAAAAAUAACAGUUUUUCAUCUGUUUAAAAUUAUUUCAAAUGCUGUGCAUUGAAAUUUGAUUAUGAGUUUAAACUAUGACAGGAAUAAUUCAAGGGAAUGUUGUUUUUUUGUGAUUUCUAGCAUUUAAAUUGUCUGAAUCGCAUGAAUAUUUAUAAAUUACGUAAGGUACUGACUAUUCUCAAAUUGGUCACACUUGUUGAACUUUGUACUGUCUUCUUUUUGUCUGUCUCAAAUUUAAUACAGCAUUUGCUUCACCUGUUGUUAAUUAAAGGGACUGUACACCAGAAUGGCACCAAAAAAGUUGGAUAUUUUCUUUAACGAAUCUAAGGACAUUUUUUUAAUAAACUAUUUUACUCUUUGAUAUCGUUAUUGUAAAUAAAAUACCAAAAUGUAAAAACAAUGCAGUGCAGUGUCGAAUCCACUAUGAUAUGAAGACUGGGUGAAAUUUCCAGAUAUAUACCUAACUCGCUUAAAUCACGUAAUAACAUCAACGGCAGAUUACGCAUAAGGAAUGAAUUAUACUCGGUAGACAUACAAUGUACUUAGUAAUCUUUUUUUAAUGGAAAAACACGAAAUAACUGCUAUUAAUAAAUCAUUUGUAAACUAUGUGCAUCAUCAGUUAGUAAGUUUCAAUGCAUUAAUUCGGUACACAUCGAUACCAAGUUAAUGUCAGGUUUCUAUAAAAAAGAAAGUUUUUUUCUUUUUCAUUAUUAACUGAGUACAGCCCAUUUAAAAUGUACCUUAUAAUGUCUGUGACUUAUCAAAUAUUUAAUAGUAAUGGUCUGCAACCAAGAUUUGUUUGAAUUAUCAAGGUUUCAAACUGCAUUGUGUAUGCGAUUGGAAAGCUAAUCUUGAAAGCUCCCUUAGUAUAAUUUUUAAAACAUAACAUAGACCCUGCAAGGUACUCAUAUUUGGAUGAUUCAUAAAGAUUUGCACAGUUAUUUAUGUAUAAUUGCAUUUAUUGAUACAGGUUACCUUUUUCAAAUCUAUGACUUAGAUUGCAAAGUAUUCUUAUAUAAAUAAAUAUAUAUUCUUAA
Mya arenaria is the source of this 4738-nucleotide messenger RNA. Its product is annotated as tartrate-resistant acid phosphatase type 5-like. The coding region runs from base 60 to 1022 and encodes 320 amino acids. The transcript has 6 exons. The record is from RefSeq and is a predicted model, not a curated record. Lineage: Eukaryota; Metazoa; Mollusca; Bivalvia; Myida; Myidae. Gene Ontology annotation, biological process: bone resorption. Gene Ontology annotation, molecular function: acid phosphatase activity; ferrous iron binding; ferric iron binding.